Molecule: messenger RNA, 5463 nt
Organism: Ruditapes philippinarum (Manila clam)
Lineage: Eukaryota; Metazoa; Mollusca; Bivalvia; Venerida; Veneridae
Product: DISP complex protein LRCH3-like
Exons: 20
Coding region: 38-4045 (1335 amino acids)
Molecular function (GO): protein binding
Source: RefSeq, a predicted model, not a curated record
UGCGCAUGCGUAGUCAAUGUAAAAUAUUCGCCAGAAAAUGGCGUCAAACUUUCAUGGAGGCGGCUCACAAAGCCCAACGUCGCUUUCCAAACCGAUAGAACGUGUUUUUGAGGAUGCACAGCAUACAGGGGAAAUAAGUUUAAGUUGCAGAAAACUCCGAGAAUACCCAAACCUAGCUGCGAAAUAUGAUUUGAUUGACACAAUUUCGGCAGAUGUGUCUAAGAAUCGGUUAUCAGAGGUACCAAAAGAAGUGUGUACUUACAUAUCUAUGGAGAAAUUAGACUGCUACCACAAUGUGAUUAAAUCUAUACCAGAAGCUAUUGUUCAACUCCAAGCUUUAACUUAUCUCAAUCUUAGUCGGAAUCAGCUGUCGAUCAUUCCGUCCUUUAUAAGUCAACUGCAGGCAUUAGAAGUACUGAUAGCUAGUCAUAAUCGUCUUGUCUCACUGCCGGAAGAGUUAGGGGUACUGGAUAAACUUAUGGAACUUGAUGUUAGUUGUAAUGAAAUUUCACACCUUCCUCUACAAAUUGGCGAUCUCAAAUCACUGAAAUCUAUGAACGUUAGACGCAACAUUUUACAAGAACUCCCAGUGGAAAUCAGUAAAUUAAACCUCAGAAAACUGGAUAUAUCUUCAAACAGAGUGUCAAAGAUUCCAACUGUAUUCCGCAAGAUAGAAACAUUAGAAGAUAUUAUACUAGACAAUAAUCCAUUAACUACCCCACCUGCUCAUGUAUGUACAAAAGGCAAGCAACAUAUCAUGAAAUACCUACACAUCAUAGCUAUACGAGAAGAGAAAGCCCGAAUGGGAAUGCUGGGCGAGGUAGAGAUGAAAAGAUUCAGAAAAUCAUUGCCACCUACACAGUCUGUAUCUUCAGAAGAGUUUAGAAAUCUUAUGGAAUCUCCAGACAAGUGGAAACGUCAUACUGUACUGAGUAGUGAUUCUGGUUACAGUACAACAGAUAGUGUGGAUAAAUGUGGCUGGUCCCCACAGGAAGGCACGGCCGACCCUCAACAUCUUAUUGAUAGUAACAAUCUUGCAAUGCGAGCCGCGGCUGCAGUAUGCAGGGAACAGAGAAUAUACACACCUGGGUGGGAACCUCGGCGCGACCCUCCAGAACCACCACAGCGGAUCAAUAGUCGGUUGUCUACAGAGAAACCAGAAAAACCUUCACCGCCAAAUACAUUGACGCCGGGGUCAUCAUCUUCUUCGACAAAGUCACAAUUUUCGACACCUCCUACCCCACCCACUCUGUAUCCAAGCAAUCCCCCAACCCCACUUACACCCCCGACUCCACAGGGGCCGGGACCCGGUAAGGCAGGCGAUGCCCCUACUAUACUGGGCACCAGCUUGGAAGAUGAAUUUACAAGGGAAUUACAGCGUCAGAAACAGGAGUAUGAGAAUCGUAAGAAGGUGGCGGAACAGUUACGUAUACAACAGGAAGAGGAGGAGGAGAGAGAACAGCGACGACGCGCCGCUCAGCGCAUACAAGACGAACAACAGGCCAUGCUGAAUAAACAGCGUGAAGAGGCUGAAGAAAUGAAAAGACGGGAAGAAGAACAUCGCCUGGCCGAGGAGGCUCGUAAAGCUGCCGAGGUCGAGGCUAGAAAGGUUGAGGAGGCGAGGCAGAUUGACGAGGCUCGGAGGGCAGAAGAGCUGAGACGGCAGGAGGAGGCACGGCAACAUAAAACAGAUAAUAAAGUACUGCGUGCAAGGCGACAUACAGUUGAUAACUGUCUUAGUUUCUAUUUUAAAACGAACGCUUCUUACAACUACAACAACAGUAACCAUGCAUGGCCGCCACCUCCUUCUCCAAUAGCCAAUCAGCAUGAAGCUCGGAAUUCUCCCGUACCCUCGCACAGUGAGCCGCGUAGUCCUAUAAGUCCAAACCAACAUUCAGUGGAACGAACAAACUUUCAUAAUAAUUAUCCACAUUCUCAAGCUGGACCCAGUGAUCAUUUAAAAUCCUCAAGUCCAGGCCAUUAUGGACCUGGCCACAAUUAUAGAAAUUCUGGACAGCAAAGUCCUAGUUAUCCUGGACAAAGUUUUAAUGGACCCAGCCGUAGUGUUCAUGGACAAAGUCACACUCCCCAUGGACAAGGUUCAGUUUAUCAGAGACAAAAUUCAGGACAUUACGGACAUAGUGAUAGAGGUCAGCAAAGUCCUGGAUAUUCUCCACAAAGCUUGUACCAGGGUCAUGAGCAAUACCGUCAUGGUACAAGUAAUGGACCACACAGCCCUGGUUAUAGUACCUCAAACCAUGAACUGCCCAGGUCUCAUGCAAACAGUCAAUAUGUAAACAGCUACAGUGAUUCUUCUACGGGUACUAACCAAUAUGGACAUGGUGGUCAUCGGCAUGUUCCCAGUGAAUCAAACACUUCGCCAAAUGCCAGUAUUCAACUUUACCAAAACGUACCUAGAGUCGUCUCAACAAAUGAAACAAGUUCUCGGAAUACCUCAAUGUAUCGAGAUCACUCGAGCCAGCAUGCGCCAAUGAGUCCUUUGAGAGAACAGGCUGAGCCGACGCAUUUAGGUCAUCAUAGCAACCAUGAGCAUGAUCGCUAUGGCAACCAGGAGCAUGGUCGCUAUGGCAACCAGCAUGAUAGCACUAACAGCAUGCCUCUAGAUACCUACCCUCACUACAGGAAGCCAACUGUUAGUGCGUCAAACAGUUUUAAAGAAGAGAGACGGCCCGGUGAGGGGAAUCAGCCAUACAGGAGGACUGUGUCAGACUCCAACCAGAGACUGCCAGCCACUAGUCAUCAAAAUCAUGGGUCCCCACUAACAAAUGGACCUAUAGAGGAACAGAUAAGUGUCAACGGAACAACUUCCCCUCAUCCUACAGCCGGUGAAGCUCUCAAUACAUCAUUUAACUCCACCAAAUCUACCCCUCCACAUGGUGCACCAUCAGUCAAUGGUCCAACAGAUGACCGACCAAAAACUCCGCAAGGAUCCGGAGUGGCUAAGAGAACCAAACCAGCAGAGAGGGGCCAGGCACCGGCGUCGAGGGUAUCGAAGCCUGCUGUACGUACACCAGGACCAGCUACAUCUUCACGGAGUGCGUUGCCAACUUCUAAAAGAUCUAAUCUUAAUCAGGAUGAAGAGUUACGUAAAUCAAACACUAGUUUAAAGUCAGGGGACACAAACAAACCUAAAGGGGACCAGAGGUUGCGGUCAAUACAGAAGGAUGCUGUAAACAAUUAUAUGAACAGACGAUCAUCAGGAAGUACAAGCAGCGAGGAUGACAGGAAAAGGUCGACACCAACUCGAUCACUGGCGUUACAAAACCCAUCAUCGGCUUCAUCAACUUCAAAACGUUCUGGGACAGGUAUGUCAGGCACCACGCGUCCGACCACUACCACCACUGGUGCUAAACGCACAAAUCCCACUUCACGUGUGACGCCCACCACGUCCCAGACUUCUUCACGUAGAAGUCGUCAAAACUCUACGUCAUCCACAACAUCAGUGUCUUCGACCACCGCUAAGUCUAGUGUAGAUAAAAGUAAAAGAUCGGGAGCAGUGAUGACCACGGCCCAAGUGAAGUUAUUGGAUGAUUAUAGUAAAGAAGCAAAUGGACCGAACUAUACGUUACGGAGAAACCAAGAACACCAUAAGGAAACCAUAGAACAAAUGGAAAAACUGAGAAAAACUAUAUCAACACGGUUAAAACGAACACUGCCAGAGAAUCUGUCGGAGGCAUUAAGUGAUGGGGUAUUAUUGUGUCAUCUAGCCAAUCAGAUACGACCAAGAUCUGUGGCAAGUGUACAUGUACCAUCACCGGCUGUGCCCAAAUUGACGCCACCAAAAUGUAGAAAGAAUGUAGAAAAUUUUCUAGAAGCCUGUAGGAAAAUAGGUGUACCAAAGGACUGUCUGUGUGCAUGUGACGAUAUUGUUGACUGGUGUCGGCCUGCUAGUGUCGCUCUCCUGGUGUCGGAAUUAACCCGUCUGUCUCCGCUAAUUGCUCGACGUGAUGUCCUCAUAACCUACCUCUGUUUAGCAAUAUUUGUAGCCACUUGCUAUUUCUUGUACUUGCAUGGUGAACGGUGACGGGGAUUUAUGUUUUUGUCUAUCAAGAUCUCUUAUUCUUCUUUAUUCAGGAACUGUACUAUAUAUAUAUAUGUGUCACUUUCUACUUACAUAAACAGAUCUGACUUUAUACAGUAUUUGCUAGACCUGCUUUAUUGUUGUUUAUUUUACGCAUGGUGACUGGUUUGAUUUUCUUCUGAAUGUAAUGGAAACUGAGAAAGUUCUGUUUUUUAGAUGGAAAAUGUAAUGGUAGAUAUUUUUAGAAAUUUUUAUGAAAGAAAAAAAGCUUCAUUGAAGCUCCUUCAAAUACUUUUUUGUAAUAAUCAAAAGGGCUGGCAAUGAUGUUGACAAACAUUUAAAAAGUUUUUUGAGGUACAAAUACAAUAGGAUGAAGGUUUUAAAAUUAAUACACUUUUCACAUUGAUCCAAAAUUUAUGAUAGGAGUUUUGGUCAAACAAAUGAAGAUGGAAAAUGCAUGUAGAUGGAAAAUGUUAUAUGCAUUACCGUAAUGCACAAUACUUAGGUGUUUUCUCAGUUUUCAUAGCUAGUGAGAAUUAUAUAACAUCUGAAUGGUUUUACAUAGUUACUAACUUGAUUGCAUUUUUUAAUAGAAUGCAUUUUAUUGUUUAAAAUUGUUACAAACAAUACUCCUAUACUUUUGUUUAUUGUUAAUUUAGUAUUUGUGUCUUAUAAUUUUAAAGAAGAAACUAAAUUUCAUGUGCUUCAUGCAAGAUGUCGGAUGUUUUUCAUACAAGUUACUGCCAUUUUGUUUAAAGACAACAUAAUGUAUUGUUAUUGGGAGCACAUCUAGUUUAGCGGACACUAGAUAUUGAACAAUAUUGGCACGAUUGUUUAUUUGGUACUGUCAUCUCAACCGCUCUUUUUAACAUAUUUUUUUCUACAACUUCAACAAAUUUCAGUAUAACAGCAUAAUAACACAUUUGAUUAUAUCUGGGGUCCGCUAACCUACAUUGUACUUGUAUCUUUUAGUUGUUUAAUGUUAACAUGCAGUGUCUUUAGGUGUAAAUGCUCCUCAAAAAGUUUUUGGUAGGGCAUUUAGUUGCUGCUUUGUCUAUUGUCUUUACAUUACUCUAUCUUACUGUCAUAAAUAGCACCUGUAUUUACCGCCUGAUAACUUAAUACAUUUGGAAUUUUGGUGUUAGGUACAUGUAGCAUCCAUGGUUUGCUAGUUUUGGGUUUUAGGUAGAUCGGGAUAAGGUCAUCAUGGCUAAAACUAGAAAUUUCAUGAUUGUAGUCAUAGUAUAGCCAUUUUUCAAAGCUUUGUCAACUAGGCAUUGUGGAAGUAUAAAUAUUUUGCUGUGAUAUUCAUGUUGGACAGAAAGAAAGGAAGAAGAUUUGUUGCUUCCGGGUUUCAUUAACAAUGAUAAUUCUGCUGAUGUUAAAAACAGAUAACGAUAUUUAUAUCAAGUCAAGAAGUG